AGAUCCCAAAAGAAAAGAGAGAGAGAGAGAGAGAGAGAGAGAGAGAGGAAGGAAGAAGCGUCAAAGCCACAAGAUGCAACGCAACGCCACCCUGCGAGCAAAAAGCCUGUCCCCUUCGGCCUGAAAAGCAGAAGCCCGUCUGGUUUGCCCGACAGCUCCUCUGCCCCAGCCCGCGCUUGUGACUAGCAAGCGGUGGCGGCAAAAAAAGCGACUGUAGUCAGGGAGAGGAGGCGGCGGCGGAGGAGGAGGAGGAGGAGGAAGACGGCUGAGCCCUCCCCUCCCUGUUUUUUGCCUGGGCGAAGAAUGCCGGAGGCGCCUGUGGCCGCCCUGCGCGGAGCUUGAAGGCAGCGCCUUGUGCCGUCGACGCCCAGCUUCGACCAUGGUGGCUCCCUUUUCCUGACGCCGAGCGGCUUUUUGGCGAAGGACGGAGGAGGCUUUCCGCCGUCCCCCUCGCAGCGGGCUGGUAUGCGCGGGCAGCGGCGGGAUGGCCUCGGCUGUGUUUGAGGGCACCUCGCUGGUGAACAUGUACGUGCGGGGCUGCUGGGUGAACGGCAUCCGGAGGCUGAUCGUCAACCGACGCGGGGACGAGGAGGAGUUCUUUGAGAUCCGAACCGAGUGGUCGGACCGGAACGUCCUUUACUUGCACCGCAGCUACUCGGACUUGGGCCGCCUCUUCAAGCGCCUGCUGGACUCUUUCCCGGAGGAUCGCCCAGAGCUGUCACAGUCCCCCUUCCUCCAAGGCUUAAUUACAAUUAAAGAGUCUCAUGAAAUAGAAGCCAGGCUGAACGAGGUAGAGAAGCUCCUAAAGAAUAUUAUAAAUAUGCCUUGGAAGUAUUCCAGAUCUGAAGUUGUCCUCACCUUUUUCGAAAGGUCUCCUUUAGAUCAAGUGUUAAAAAACGACAACGUUCAUAAAAUCCAACCAAGUUUCCAGAGUCCAGUUAAAAUAUCUGAAAUCAUGCGUUCGAAUGGGUUUUGUUUAGCGAAUACUGAAACGAUAGUGAUCGAUCACAGUAUACCGAACAGCAAAGAAAGACACUUGGACACCGAUUCAGCAGAACACUUGUUUGAAAAUGUUAGUGAAUUUACCUCUGAGUUGCAGGACACUGAUGACCCAACAGCUUAUGUCACCAACUUGUCAUACUAUCAUCUGGUUCCAUUUGAAACGGAUAUUUUGGACUAAGACUGUCAAACAGACUUCACGGCUGACAUCAGGCAAUUGUCUUUUCUUGGGGCAUUCAGUGCCCUCCCUAGCUUUGCACUGAUCAUGCCUGCUACAAGUAUAUGAUGCAAGACAGAAAAGGAUUCCUACAAAAGGUAAACCUUGCAGCUGAUAUCAUUGUUGGAGUCUUCACUGAGCCUGGGUCAACUUGCAAGGAUGCUUUUCUCCUCUAAUGGACAAAGAAGUUUUUAUAUGGCCAAUAAGAAUGAAACAAGGACGUCAAAAGCUACAUUGAUUCAAAGAAUAAGUGAUGUACUGAUAAAACUUUGAUGAUACCAAAAUGGAAACAAGGCAUCAGCGGUACCGACAGCUACAGUGACAUUUGAAAAUAAACUUCAUGUUCCUCCUCUGUCAAGUGGUCUCUAAUCCCACCCAACAUUUUGAACCUCUUUUUAAUUGAAAGAUUCAUUAUGAUCAGACACUAGAGGAUUUUUUAAAUUAUUAUUUCUCAUGACGGCUUGCAAGAAAUGUCCAUUAGUUCGUUUACAGGGAAGUAUUCCAGAGUAAGUGAUGCCUUAUGUAAUGUGUGCCUACAAGAAAUAAGCUCAUGAAUUGACUGCUUAGUUUAAUUUAAGUUGAAACCAAGGAUUUUAAUCUUUUGAGCAACUAUCAUUUUCUCCUGAAAUAAAUAAUAAUAGUGAAACAAAAGAGUAAAUAAGCAAGUGGUAGCUCUAAGAGAAAGGGAAAUGCUGAUGAGUUUUAAAUGGUCCAUCCAAACCUUUUUUCCCCAGGAAUUCUCCAUGAUUUUUUUUUCUUCCACAAUAGGAACACUUUGCGAUUCUCAGUAUUAAUGUUUACACAGGUGGGGUACAUUUCUUCCUGUCACUUAACUUUCCAAGGACUAGAACAAGUAACUUGCCAAAAGUAUGAUAUCCGUGGUGAGUAAUCUUCAGCACUGCUCCCUUAAAUAUAAAUAACAACCAAGGAAUAUGAAGUGUGAAAUUCACAGUUUGGUGGGGCGGAUUCAUGUUAUCAAAUCGUUUUGAUGUUAUGAAUUAUGUGCCACAAAAAACCUCUGCUUUCUGUGGCACAUCACUGGCAUGUGCUAUAUGAGCUUCAGCCCAGAGAAAAAUCUGACCUUGCAUUAGGUGAUUUUACAGUGGCAAAACUUGAAUAUUUGUGAAAGGAGAGAAUAUCUUCUUCCAUUAAUAAUAGGAAUGCAAGCUGUGGUUCAUACACCUGGCUAGGUGGCUCCGUAGCUAAGACACUGAGCUUGUCGAUCAGAAAGGUCGGCGGUUCGGCGGUUCGAAUCCCUAGUAUAGGUCUCCUGUAUGAGCAGGGGGUUGGAUUAGAUGACCUCCAAGGUCCCUUCCAACUCUGUUACUGUUACCUGUUACCAUACCACUCACUCAGCAAUAAGCUUAUUACAGCUAUCGUUAUUUGAAAGUUACCCCACUGCUCUGUUUAAGCAUCAACCUUCCUCCCCAGCUUAUCUUGUGUGAUAUGGUAAAAGUAAAGGAGCCCCUUUUUACUUUGCUAGUUGUUGCCGACUAUAGGGAGUGGUGCUCAUCUCUGUUCCAAGGCCAUUGAAUCAGCGCUGUCCAAAGAUGUAUCCGUGGUCAUGUGGCCAGCACGACAUCAUGUAUCGCUGAGCAGUCAAGACACUGGGCUUGUCAACUGGAAAGACCCAAGCGCUACGUGACGGGGUGAGCUCCCAUUCUUACCCCAGUUCUUGCCAGCCUAGCAGUUUGAAAGCAUGCAAAUGUGAGUAGAUAAAUAGGUAUCACUUCAAUGGGAAAGUAACAUAAUCUUGUGUGAUAACUGAACAAGAACUCCUUUUCCUGUAAUAAUAGCAUAGGAGAUUGAGGGCCUAGCGCACCAACACAUUGACAUGCAGCCUUUUUUGAACUUCUGUACUCAUUUGUUAAGAAUACAAUCACUCCCCCAAAGAGUGAUCCUUGUAGUUCUUAGACCUUCCUUUCAGGUGGCCAUAAGCCAGAAGAAAAAAAAUACACAACUCUUGCUUUCCAUGAAAGAGGUAUGGCAGAAGUAAAAUCCACAGAGCUAAGGCCACGAAUGACACAUGGAUGGAGAAAGAGAACUGAUUCUCCCAUGAAAACACAACAGCCAAAACAGGGCUUAAACUGCUGAGUGUUGUUGCCUUAACAUUGAUUUGAGAUAGAGCCCACAGGGUAGCAGUCAACCACAUAGUGAUUGAAUUAUUUACAAGAGGCCCAUCUGCAGGUGUUUCAGUCAUUGCUUCCUUUGUCAAGAUGUUCUGGAACCGUUGUUCUGUAUUUUAGAGUUACGGCACGGUGAAUUAUUGAUGCCAAACUGUAGUUUACAAGGAUUGGGAAAUGACAGUGAAGGCAGUAUUAAACCAACACAUGUUUGUAAUGUAGAUUAAUGUCCAUAAUGUAAUGGAAAUCAGUACAUUCUAUUAAUUAAUUCUGUUUCCCCCCCUCUUGGCUGGGAAGGAUAUGGUACAUCUUCCCCAUCGCUAAAGCUUUUCAGAAUCUUUUGUAUAAUAACUGUAAAGCAACAUUUGCAAUUGUAAAUAUUAAUAAGUUAUUGAAAACCCUAAUCUUUUACAAAAUAUGUUUCCAUUAUAUUUUAAUGAAAUAAAAGUAUUACUCAUCUUCAGUGUCA
Messenger RNA from Pantherophis guttatus, 3808 nucleotides. RefSeq names its product PX domain containing 1 (gene PXDC1). The record is from RefSeq and is a predicted model, not a curated record. Gene Ontology annotation, molecular function: phosphatidylinositol binding. Lineage: Eukaryota; Metazoa; Chordata; Lepidosauria; Squamata; Colubridae.